Messenger RNA from Chinchilla lanigera (long-tailed chinchilla), 2535 nucleotides. It is a transcript of the gene Mab21l3, whose product is annotated as mab-21-like 3 (C. elegans). Lineage: Eukaryota; Metazoa; Chordata; Mammalia; Rodentia; Chinchillidae. The transcript has 7 exons. The record is from RefSeq and is a predicted model, not a curated record. The coding region runs from base 330 to 1610 and encodes 426 amino acids.
UUGGGAAGACACUGGCUGGCCAGGGAAGCAUUUGCUCAGAAGUGAGCCGGACUGUCACUUCUUUAGAUCACCUGAUAGCAAGCUUUGAUGUAUACCAGCUUCAGAGAAAUCAAACCUUUGUGAUAUUUUUUUUUUAAUAGUAAAACUAGUCCUAGCAAGUCAGACUAGGAAUCUACUGCCUGAACUGUUUUUUAGCACGCCUUUUUACUGGCAAAACCAGAUCUGUUUCCUCAACUUUCAAGGAGCCUGUUUAUACUGAUUUUAUUUUCAACACAGCUUUCAAGUGGAAAGAGAGAAAUUACUCUCAACAAUAAGUCAGCAGAUUACAGAUGGAUUCUCCAUUGCAAUUGGGAAAUGAGAACUUGAGUGAAGAAGUAAAAAGACAAGUUCCAAGCCCGCUUACACAGUUCCAGAGAAAUUUCAUCCAGACGGUAACGUUGCUGCGAAAGCUGCCCGCGAGGGUCCUCCACUGCAAAAAACCCCGCGCAGCUGUUACUCUACUCAGGAUUGACCAAGAAGCCGUGAAAUCCCUCACAGAGGAAGACGCAGAAGAUUUCCUGCUAAGCAAAGUGGACUUGAGGCGCCAGCAGAUUUCCCACACUCUGGAUGAAGUACAGGAAGUUAUUCACCAGUUGACCACAGAAGUCAGCCGUCAAGAUUUAAGAUUUCAAGCUGUACCUUAUUCUGACACAUACAACGGGAACAUUAAGGUUUUGGCGCCCAGUCAGUUCCUCAUCACAGUGCCCAUGAGGGGCCUGGCUGGGUACAGAGAAGCCAGGGAGCAGCACUGGCGGUACUACAGCUUGAAGGGCACCCGGCUCUCCUGCCCCUUGCGGGCCCCCGAGGGCCUACAGCAGUGGCUGCAGGUGGAGCAGUUCAUGAAGAGCAUCUGGCAGUGGCACGAGGCCGACGUGAACAUUGAGGGGGACAUUGUGCCCGCCAAGGUCCUCCAAGUGUUCCGGCAGCUGGUGGAAAAAGCGAUUACAACCUGUCACCUCUCAGGUAAAGUGAGCAUGCUGACAAACAGCCCCGCAGUCUGGGUUGCCGUGGAAACAUCUGUCUGUCAGGUGGAAAUCGAGCUGGCCCCCACAGUGGAGAUCCCCACUGCCUGGUCUGAGAAAGCCCAGUGGCCUCGAUGUAGGAAGUGCUGGCCUUCCCCAGAGAAAGUGGAGUGCAUCAAGUCCUUUGGGUUCAACCUGUUGGCCCGUUCUAACUAUCACUGGCAGCUGAGCUUCUCCCAGGCCGAGCAGGUGCUGCUGGAGCAGCUGGAUGAGGAUGGGGGCUGCCGCAGACAGUGCUUUCAGGCCCUGAGGCAGCUGAUGGAGGAUGUCUGGUGUCCCGGGAAGAGGCCUGUUAUCACCUCCCACCAUCUGCAGAUGGUGCUCUUCUGGACUUGUGAGAAGCAUCCCCACCUGAAGGACUGGCAGGAUUUCGAGAACGCCUUCCCGCGCCUGGUGCGGAAACUGCACAAGUGUGUGAGCCAGCACUUCCUCAAGCACUACUUCGUCCCCAGAAGCAAUCUGCUCCAGUCCACCAAUUCCAGUGAACUGGACUCCCUGGCCCAAAAGCUGGCCUUCUUCCUCAAGAACCCCCGCAUCAGCCUGCCCUGAGGCUGGCCCUGCCCAGGUGUCCACGACCAUUUCAUUGUGACUUGACCUUGUUCUUUCGGGAUGGGCCUCUACCAGGUGCUGGCGUCCUACCCAGGAGAGGCACAACACAUGGCAGAGGGGAUCACCCCAACCCAGUGGCACUGCACAGCAGGAAAGCUGCCCACGCAUCGGAGCCAGGCUUCCUGAAAGCCGAGCAAGUGUUCCACCCUCACUACCAACCUUGGCCACAGCACUCAUCAAGCUUGCCGCGCCACUGGUUCCGAACUGACACCACUGUGAUGAGUUUAGUUUCCCCCAUGCAGGCUCAGACAGUCUGUUGAGAAAACCGAGACAGAGACCCCGGAAGGCCAGAAAGUAGUGUGCUUUCCAGGAAUGUUCUUUAACUGACCGAGCAUGGGCUCCUUUUCAUUCCUUUUGUAAAGCAGAGCGUUAAUAUGCAUUCCUCAGAGCAGGGUGGAGCUUCCCACACUGUGCAGGGGCCUUCAUAAGAGGAGGACAUUGGAGCAACAGGAAGCCUAUUAGCUGGCCUACUAGUUGGUGCUUGCAGCUACUGGACCACGACUAUGCGCAGCUGAAAUGGUAGCAGCUGAUGAUCUAGUGUGCUCGUGCCAUCUGUGCUGCACUCCGGCUCUCCCGAGCAGAGGCUCAGUGGUUCAGUGGUCUGCUCCUCCGCUGCUCUCCCAGUAAGGAGGGAGUGAUCUCAAUGGCUGCAUGAGUCCACAGUGAAAAUGCAGCUCUGGCUGCUGCCAGCCACAGCCCUCUCUUUGUUCCCAAGCUGUGGGUCACGGAGGGGACUUCCUUCUAUCUAUGGAAUGAACUUGUAUGGAUUGCCCUUGGUGUCAUUCACCUCUCAGUACAUUUCUGUCGUCAUUCAUUCACUCAUUCAUUGAUAAAUAAAUAUGCUUUAGGCAUUAGGCACUGAGAA